This is a messenger RNA of Puccinia triticina, 1578 nucleotides long. RefSeq lists its product as uncharacterized. The record is from RefSeq and is a predicted model, not a curated record. Lineage: Eukaryota; Fungi; Basidiomycota; Pucciniomycetes; Pucciniales; Pucciniaceae. The transcript is spliced from 5 exons. Gene Ontology annotation, molecular function: protein-cysteine S-palmitoyltransferase activity. Gene Ontology annotation, biological process: peptidyl-L-cysteine S-palmitoylation; protein targeting to membrane. Gene Ontology annotation, cellular component: endoplasmic reticulum; Golgi apparatus. Bases 1 to 1578 code for a protein of 525 amino acids.
AUGAAGAAGACCACCCACUUCAUCAAGAACCACUUCCUCGUCUCGCUCGUCCUCUCCAGCUUCGCCUACUUGGAGCUCGUCACCCUCAGCACAGCCAGCCAGCACAGCAAGACCCCGACUAUCAUCAUCAACCUGCUCGCCAUCCUCUCCCUCUGGUCCUACCUCAGGAUCCUCCUCACCCCGCCAGGCUACCCACCACCCACCCACCACAACAUCCUCACCCCAAACAGCCCCCCACCCCAGCCACCGCCCGGCGAGAGCCAGCAGAACGCAGACAGCACCCCCUCAGAAGCCCCCAGCCCAACCCUCUUCGUCCACCAGGCUGCCACCCACCAAACCAGCUCGGACACCGACCAUACCAAGACCAACAACCUGCCCUCAUCACCAUCAGCAUCAUCAGCAUCAUCAUCAUCAUCCCAGCCGCCACGGCCAGCGAGCCCGGAGGGACGCCCAGAAGAACCAUCCAAACCAUCCCCAGUCUUCAUACCACCCUCUGCACACCCCAGGGAUAGCCUCGCUUCGCCCAGCCAAGACCAAGCCCAAAAGGAGCCCACCCCAUCCAGCUCCACCAGACCGUUCCUCGCCCGUCUUCUCCGAACACGGAAAUCAUCAAUCAGCAGAGCAAUCCACACCCUCGAAACUAACCCGGCCUUCAUCCAGUUCUGCACCAACCAGUUCACCAUCUACCUCGAUGAUCAAUAUCCCCCUGCAAACACGACCGAUCCCAAGUUCUGUAAACGAUGCAGGUCCUUCAAGCCCCCUCGAUCCCAUCAUUGCAGACGCUGUAACGCUUGCGUGCUCAAGAUGGACCACCACUGUCCAUGGGUAGGCAGAUGUGUGGGGGCCUACAAUUACAAAUUCUUUUUGAAUUUCCUGCAAUGGUCGUCCAUGUACUGUGUCACGGUCUUUAUAGUCAUGACAGUCAAGCUAGUCGAAGAUAGACAGAGUACGAAUGGAACGAAGAGUGAUCUAUUCGGAACGCGCGAGCUGCGAGGCUUGGAGGAAGAGGGCCAAGCUGUGGGAGGGAUGGCAACGUUGGCGGAAAGUACAGCACGGGAGGUGCUUUCAGCAGCGAUAAUCGCGGGGGUGUUCGUGCUUUUCAUCAGCUCGCUGCUGGUCACCCAUCUGCAUCUGCUCAUCCACGGCCUCACCACCCUCGAGCACAUGGCCGACCGCAAGUUCAAGGCCGAGCUCCUCCGACAGAUCCUCCAUGCCUUCCCCGAUGUCCACCAUCACCAGAAUUCUUCGUCCGUUAACUAUCGCUCCCGGAUAUCCGCCUUCUUCUUCCGCAGAAAACUUCGCAGAAUCAUCCACACCCGCUUCACCCUCCACCGCAAAUCCUUCCUCCUCAACCAUCUCUAUCCCCGGCCCCAGCCCAGCCCCUCUUCACCCUCGCCUAUCCAUACCCUCCCACCCUCCAGUCAUACAUCCCUUCUAGAUCGCGAUUGGCGCAGGUUCUAUACCGCCAAUUGGCAGAGUGUCAUGGGUCGGCAACCGCUUCGGUGGAUCCUGCCGAUCAGACCCAGCCGCAUCCACCGUUACUCUCUCGACCCUGGCCUGCCUGCCCCGGAAGAUUAA